This is a messenger RNA of Morus notabilis, 666 nucleotides long. RefSeq names its product arabinogalactan peptide 13. Bases 300 to 479 code for a protein of 59 amino acids. The transcript has a single exon. The record is from RefSeq and is a predicted model, not a curated record. NCBI's taxonomy places the organism in Eukaryota, Viridiplantae, Streptophyta, Magnoliopsida, Rosales, Moraceae.
AAGAAGAAACAAUUAAAUAAAGAAAAGGCCAAUACAACCGUUGGCAACAGCUGUGUGGCAACCUGGAAGCAUGUGCAUUUGGUUGGAGCAACGGUCUUCCAGGGCAGCCUGUCCCAUGCCCAAACACACCCACCCCCACCAAUCUCUCUCUCUCUCUCUCUUCUCUCUCUCUCCUCCAACACCUAUAUAAGCCCCACCAUUGCCCUAAACAACGACCCAUCUGAAAUUUUUGCAACAUUUUCUUUUCCCCCUGCUCACUUUCCCGGAAAUCUUUCUCCAGCUAACAAAAAUUCUCAACAAUGGAGGCCAUUAGGAUGAGGCUUUUCUUCGCAUUGGCGGUCGCAGUAAUGGCCGUCUCAGCUGUGCAAAAUGUUGCCGCUGCUGAUGCCCCGGCUCCUAGCCCCGCGUCUGAUGCUACCAACUUUGUGCCCGCCAUGCUUGCUUCACUUGGUGCUGUUGCGAUGGGGCUUUUCUUCUAAACAAAUGUUCAUUCGCUUUGAUGUGUUCAUGUAAAUGUUUUUCUUCUUUUUCUUCUUCUCCAAUUCUCAUAUGGGAUUAAAUUAUUUAUUUGGGGUUGAGAAGGAGAGGAGACUUAUUUUUGGAACUCUUUUGCUUGCGUUUUGAUGAUUUUUGUAUUUUUUUUUUGACGCCUCAUUUUGGGGUUUG